CUACCUGACUGUCUGAACGACCGACACAAAGACCAAUCAAUUGAGAAACAUCCACUCAUCUCCCUCCAUCACCAAAGCUCAGGCACACGAAAGCCCCCUCCCUCUAGUCACAAUGGCUUGCCGAAACUCGGUCCGUCUCUUCCAAGCCCUCCGGCCAAUGGUGCCGGGCCGGGCCACCCCCCUCCGGACGACGAUCCGCCUCUACUCCGAUGCCACGCCGGUCACACCCAAGCUCCUAGCCACCCUCAAGACCGACCUCAAGACCGCCAUGCGCGCAAAGGACGCGCCCCGCCUCUCCGUCCUUCGCUCCGUCCUCUCCGCCACCAACAAUGCCGCCAAGACAGACAGCCCCAUCGCGACCGACGCCCAGCUCGUCGCCCUCCUCCGCAAGACCCAGCGUGCCACCCAAGACGCCGCCACGCAGUUCCGCGCCGCCGGUCGCGACGACCUCGCCGACAAGGAGGACACCCAGGCCAAGGUUAUGGCCGAGUACAUUGCCAGCAGCGGCGUCGUCACCGUCACCGAGGCCGACGUCCGCGUCCUCAUCCAAAAGGCCGUUGAGGAUUCCGUCGCCGCGGGCAAGACUGGCCUCGGGGAGGUCAUGAAGCUCAUCAACAAGGCUACCCAGGACAAGGACCUCGAGGUGGAGAAGAAGCGCGUGGCCGAGCUCGUCAAGGAAGCCAUCAAGAAGGAUUGAUGAGAAGGGAGAGAGAAGGUUUCGAGCUGUGUUUGCUGUAAAAAAAAAAAAGAAAAAAGAAACAUGUACCAAUCUGUACCAACAACGUCGUGUAUAAUAAUACCUGUAUACCCCCCCCCCCAAAAAAUGAAAUUCUGGCGGAUGAAGAAGAAUGGGCGAGCUGUGGAGAAGGGAACAUCUCUUCUCUUGAAUGAUACUUGGACGAAUGAAAUAAUGUCACACCACUCGU
Molecule: messenger RNA, 926 nt
Organism: Colletotrichum phormii
Lineage: Eukaryota; Fungi; Ascomycota; Sordariomycetes; Glomerellales; Glomerellaceae
Product: Yqey-like protein-domain-containing protein
Exons: 1
Coding region: 113-697 (194 amino acids)
Cellular component (GO): mitochondrion
Molecular function (GO): carbon-nitrogen ligase activity, with glutamine as amido-N-donor
Source: RefSeq, a predicted model, not a curated record